Molecule: messenger RNA, 1555 nt
Organism: Notothenia coriiceps (black rockcod)
Lineage: Eukaryota; Metazoa; Chordata; Actinopteri; Perciformes; Nototheniidae
Gene: fbxl4
Product: F-box and leucine-rich repeat protein 4
Exons: 5
Coding region: 479-1555 (358 amino acids)
Molecular function (GO): protein binding
Source: RefSeq, a predicted model, not a curated record
CUUAAUAUAAAAUCCAUGAAUGUAGUCGCUCAAUUUGAACAAAAUUGCCAAAAUAGACAUGUUACAUUUUCUCUUAAGUUGCAAUCUGUUUGACAUUCAGCUAUUUAACGCGACAGGAUGCAAUUUAGUCGAUACAAUGGCAGUUCCGCAUUAAUAAUGGUUUUAACCUCAGCUGACGACACAACCGUUGCCGAUAUGCUCCUUAUUCAGUAAAUAUAAGCUGUCAAAAACUAGAUACCACACAUACUUCGAUAAAUCCACCAUUAUAUUCCAGUUAUAUGGUUUAUUAUGACGUGCGCUCAGUAAGUGAAUGCAUUGUCCGACUGGCCUGGAAGGCAUCACAAGGUCAUGCAUGCAGCCGGACCCCUAGCCUGCGCUUUGUACACCCCCUUGAGCCAGUGUCCUUCCAGUAGGUGGAGGCUCUUCCUCCCCUAGGCUCCGUUUCUACUCACGGCCCCCUUCAAGCCCAGAGUUCCCUAUGUUAACCCUCAUGAGCAUGUUUUACUAUAUUUGUCUGCGGCGCCGCUCCAGGAGUGGGACUCGAGGGGAGGCUCUGACCAGUCGGCGGGCCGUGGAGUCGGGCCAGCGGGCGGUGUUGCCGGUCAGUGUUGAGGUGGAGCAAUAUGCCAAGGAGGUUCUGGACUUCAGCUCCCACUAUGGCAGUGAGAAUAGCAUGUCGUACACCAUGUGGAACCUGGCCGGGGUCCCCAACGUCUACCCCAGCUCAGGGGACUUCACUCAGACGGCUGUAUUCAGAGCCUAUGGGAAGUGGUGGGAACAAUGUGCCAGCGCUCCACCACCUUUUCGCCGCACACCCAAAGGUUUCCACAGCCAGGAUUAUAUUGAACUGGGCUUCGAGGAGCCUGUCUACCCUACAGCAGUGGAUGUGCUUGAGACUUAUUAUCCUGGAGCCAUCGUCCAAAUUAUGGCCUGCUCUCACAACCCCUUCUCCCAGAAUCCACCUACUGAUGUCAGAUGGGAGGUGCUGUGGUCAGGGGAGCCCACCAAGGUGCUGACCCCCCAGGCCCGCCAGUUUUCCCCCAACAUCAAGCACAUCAACUUCCCUACCAACCUGCUGCGAAUAGAGGUCAACAGCUCUCUGCUGGACUACUACACGGAGCUGGAUGCUGUCAUCCUGCGGGGGGUGAAAGAGAGGCCCAUGCUGGCCCGCUAUAAGAUGCCCAUCAUCGAUAUUAACGACCUGAGUGACAGCGAGGAGGAGCUGUCUGAUCUGGGAGGUCCAUUCAGACAAGGAGGGGAGGCCAAGAGGACAGGCAACGGCUACUUUGACAAACUGCCUUAUGAGCUCAUCCAGCUGAUUCUGAGCCACCUGACCCUGCCGGACCUCUGCCGUCUGGCCCAGAGCUGUAAGCUGCUGCACCAGCACUGCUGCGACCCGCUGCAGUACACCCAGCUGAGCCUGCAGCCCUACUGGGGCCGGCUGAGUGACGCCGCCCUGGGACACCUGCAGAGCCGCUGCACUCUCCUCCAGAGGCUCAACCUGUCCUGGAUCGGCAACCGCGGAGCUCUCACCCUGACCGGCUUCAGCAGGUGA